Messenger RNA from Parastagonospora nodorum SN15, 780 nucleotides. RefSeq lists its product as hypothetical. The record is from RefSeq and is a predicted model, not a curated record. Gene Ontology annotation, molecular function: ATP-dependent chromatin remodeler activity; ATP binding. The transcript is spliced from 5 exons. Lineage: Eukaryota; Fungi; Ascomycota; Dothideomycetes; Pleosporales; Phaeosphaeriaceae. The coding region runs from base 1 to 780 and encodes 259 amino acids.
AUGGCUUUCAGCUUCAAGCAUGCUAUCACAGGAGCCAAGAGCAGCGAGAUAAUAGACGCACCUGGUGGCAUCAUCGCCGAUGAUAUGGGUCUCGGCAAGACUUUGUCAAUGCUUGCUGCGGUGGUCGCGUCGGUCAGCCAAGCUGUCCAAGAUGCAUUCAGCAGCACCAGAGCUCCGACGUCAUACUGGCGGGAUAUAAUCCCAUCAAAAUGUACGCUUGUAGUUGUGCCGUCUGCUUUGCUUAUGGACAGUUGGCUCGAUGAGGUGGAGAACAUCACCGCCGAAUUCUGUCGCGGGAGUAGUAGGCUGCACCGCAUCCAAUGGUACCGUCUAGUUCUUGAUGAGGCUCACUUCAUACGAAAUCCUACCACGAAGCAGUUUCGAGCGAUCAAUGCUUUGCCAUCCAAAAUUCGAUGGUGUAUGACAGGAACGCCUAUACAAAACUCUUUGGAGGAUCUUGGAGCCUUGGUGAAAUUUCUCAAAGUACCAGUCCUGGACGACCUUGCUUUGUUUCGAAAGCAAAUAACAACACCUGUCGUCUCAAAUGUGUCGGGUCGGUUUACUAACUUGAGGCGACUUCUAGAAGCUAUAUGCUUGCGCCGUACAAAGGCGCUUCUGAAUCUUCCUGAGCCAGUCACUGAAACCGAACUCCUUGAGCUCUCAGCGCCCGAAAGUACCAUGUAUCGUGACUUUGGCGAUCUUUGCAAACGUGCGAUCAAUCUGGCUGUCUCCGGCCACAGCGUGAGUGCUCCUAAGUACGCAUAUCGACUAGAAUAUUGA